This is a messenger RNA of Acipenser ruthenus (sterlet), 4445 nucleotides long. Its product is annotated as trace amine-associated receptor 13c-like. The coding region runs from base 495 to 1679 and encodes 394 amino acids. Lineage: Eukaryota; Metazoa; Chordata; Actinopteri; Acipenseriformes; Acipenseridae. Gene Ontology annotation, biological process: G protein-coupled receptor signaling pathway. The transcript has 3 exons. Gene Ontology annotation, cellular component: membrane. Gene Ontology annotation, molecular function: G protein-coupled receptor activity. The record is from RefSeq and is a predicted model, not a curated record.
AAUAAAGAAGAAAGGGAGGGUAGCUCCAGGAGACAAGAGAUGGCAGCUGUGGUGUAGCGCGAGAGGGAAGGGAGGGGGUUAGAGAGUAGAGAGAGAGAUGAGGGAGCAAGAAAUCACUUGAGGAGGGAAACUGUAGAGUUGCAGUGUUCUGCACAGUGUGAUUGAGACUGCCAUAGCUUAUCAGUAAUUGUUAGAUCAGAUCAAAAGAGUGGGGCUGGGAUUUGGAUUGGUGUUGACGGAGUAUCUGGAUAAAGCAGUAGCACGGGGUACUGUAACUGCUCUGCUUUAUAAAAGAGAGGAUCUUUGACAGGACAUUUUACACUGCAAGGCACUCAGGAACACAACUUGGUUGGCUUCUAACUGAUACAGCAAGAUGCAGGGAUGUCCUGCGGACUGGGAGUCAGACCCCUGGGCCCCCUUAUCCUAGGAGAGCCCCCCCCAGCAGAGAGUGAGGAAGGAAGGGAGAGCGAGACAGGAUCACCACCACGUCUGUGAUGCCAACCCUCCUCAGUAACCUGACUGAGGGGUCUGGGUGGCUGGUCGACCCCACAGGGGACCCCAACUUCACAGCAGCAGGUCAGACUGGGGUCCCCCUGGCCCCAAUCUGCACGUUAUGCUGCUGCGGCCUGCUAAACCGCACUCUGGCCAUGGUCUUCAUGGUCAGCCUGGCGUUCGCUAUUGUCCUCGGCAACGCUAUCACGCUCACCGUCUUCCUACAGACCCGGCAGUUCCGCACGCCGCAAGGAUACCUAAAAAUGUCUCUGGCGCUGGCAGACAUGAUGGUUGGCAUGCUGGUGGCGCCCUUCUCCAUCUACACAGAGAUCACACUGAUGGUGACCAGCUCUCCGCCGGCGUGGUACCAGGGGAGUAGGGGGGUCUCCUCAGGGGGCCUCCUGGGUCCCUGGCAGCCCUGCAAGCUGAUUGGGCCUGUGUUUGCUGGCUGUACCUUUGUGUCCAUCAGCACCAUCUUUCUGAUGACUGUGGAGCGCAGCGUGGCCAUCCUCAAGCCGCUGCACAAGGAUGCUGUGGUGACACGCCACCGCACCCUGCUCCUCAUCACCCUCUCCUGGGUGGCCAGCUUCCUGCUGGCCAUGGCCCCUCUGAUCCUCAGUGAUGCCUUCACCCUGGAAUACAAUGAGUGCAGCCGCAUGUGCAACUACGCCCCCUUGUGGAGAGAUGGGCCGCCACCACCAAAUGGGAAUAUCAUGCUGCUCUUCCCAGCGUUUGACUUCACCUUGUUGGGGGGGACCCUGGUGGUCAACAUCCUCUCGUUCUCCAGCAUCAGACGGUACUCCCGCAAGCGCAAGAUGCUUGCAGAAGGGGGUUCAGGGGGGGACAUUCAAAAUGGGUGCACGCACAGACCCUCGUUCUCGGACAUCAAAGCGGCCAAGACAAUUGGCAUCCUGACAUUUGCUUUCACGGCCUCCUUCACCCCCAUCGCUGCUUUCGUGUUGGGCAACGUUGUGGGAUACCAGUGGUGCAACUUCUCCUUCUUUGCCUUCUGGAUCCUGACCUCAAACAGCUGCUGCAACGUCAUCAUCUACAGCGUGCGGGACCAGCGAUUCCGCAAAGGCGUGACGCUGCUCUUCUGCAGAGGCCCUGCACCACCCCCUGGGGGAGAAGAGUUGAAACUCCCAGGGGGCUUUCGAGGGCUGCCUGCAAAAAGCAUUCAGGGGUAGAUGUACUAAAGUGUUGCGGAUGUCGUAAUAGUCACAGACCACUUCUAAACGAGUCGGAAGUCUAGGGUGAAAUGUACUAAACAUGCGCAAUGCUAUUAGCAACUUUUUAGGGAAUGCUUUGUGGCAGCAGUUUUUCUUUGUAGUUCAGCCUUAGAUGAAAAUGUAGUUCCUGCAUAAAUUUGCAGGGUGUUGAUGUGCAAAUGAGGGUUCUCAAAUAUUACAAUGAGAUGUACUAAAGCUGUCGGCAAUUGCGACACUUACAAUUUCAUCAAUUUGUUAAGAACUUUUGAAAGCAUGUUUUAAACAGUCGCAAUUAGGAAAUGUGCAAUCUGAUAGUGGUUUUCAGGUUAGGAUUAGGUUUGGGGUAACAUUGUGUUUUAAGGUUAGGAUUAGGUUUGUGUGUAGAUGCUCCAGGAAGCAUGGAUGUUCCUGGCACAUUUGGGUCUGGAUAAAUAGACAACGUGCAAGUGGGGUGGAUAUUGGGGACUUGACAUUUAAAGUACAAGAAAAGUAAAGGAAUCAUUGUUUACAGGGCCUUUGCCCAUGUAUACGCUGUAAUUACACAGUUACUAAAACUAAAGUGGGAUCACUGUAAAUAAUAAUUCAAUUACAAAAACUUUAAUGUUGACUAUAUAUUAAGAAUAUCAGUAUAUUUGCUGAUGGGCAACAAAACCCCUUCCUAGUUGUUGAUCUAGGAAAUAUAAUUGAAAUCAAUCAAUUUGCUAUAAUGUGGGGGUUAAUCAAGACAAAUCCAUACUGAACUAUUAUAUUGUUGUUGAUUUAUAGAGAACUCCAGAACUAAAAGAAAGCAUCGACCCUUAUUGUAAUGUAUCUAAUCAUUCUUUUCAUAUUGGCCCUAUUUUCUGAUAAAUGGAUCUUCAAUCAAAAAAUAAAAUGCAGUUCAUCAUGUUCUCCAAUCAUUCCUAUAGUGUUUUAGUUUCAUAAAGUACCAUUUAUCAGAAAUAGUCUUUGUGUGAUUGCGCUGUCCUUUAUCAUGAUGUCCCUGUGGACUCUCACACAAUUCAGCAAAUUUAACUGAUGAGCAACAAAUUGGGGUGCUGAUGAGCAACAAGAGGAGAAUCAAUAUCCAAGUCCAGUUUGACUUCAGCUUAAACACAAAGGAGAUAAUUGAAGAUAUCUGUAACUGACGCAAACACAUUAUACAAACAUUAAAAAAAAGACUUUGCCAAUGCCAUGCAAGCUAUUUUUCUUAAGGGUUAAAUCAAAUGAUAAUAACAACAACAACAACAGCAUUACCUACUAUGUAAACACACAAGGUGACAUCCUUUCCCCUCACUCACAAAUGGAAAGACAAGCAGCUGAGAAUAAUAGGAAUAUCUGUUACUCCAAAGCAUAGCCACCAUCUUCAUGGUAUAAUUGUUAUUUAGAUUAACACUUGGGUUUUUAAUUAAAGCCACACAGCUGAGCCCAGAACACUAUAUAGUGCAACUUGUUUACAGUAAGGCCUUGACAUAAUCUAAGGAAAAGGGGCCUACUGUGCUAAAGUUUUGCAUUGCUGAAAUUAUGUUUUUUUUUAAUUGUAUGUGUGUUUGUGUGUGUGCUGAACUGUCACACAAAUUACACAUAAUUUAUCUGAAAUCAGUAUGUACCGACAAUAUGGAAUCUUUUACCAAACAAAUCGAUUCAUAUUCAAUUUUAGAUCACAAAUACUCACAACCUUAUAUAUGCAACAUUGUCAAUAUAUAGUCCAUAGAUCAAGAAUUGACAGUGCUGCCUCAUGGUACUUAAUCACUUACUUUGCUUCAGGUUAUGCAGCUAGAACCGUGAAUACAAAAACAUCUUGGAUCUGUUGUCUUGAAUUUAUAAUAUAAUGUCAAAACUUUGACAAUAGGGCCAAUCAUAUCUCCAAUUAAGUAUAGAAAAGAAGCAACAAACCAAAAUAUCUUCAACAUAAGAAAGGGGGAACUAUUGAUAAAGUUGCUAUCCACUCUUAAGGUUUAGAAAUGUGUGAGUAUAUGUGUGUAUGGUGUGUGCGUGGGGGGAGAGACUGGCAGUGCUAUACAUGUUUCAGAGCACUCCAGAACUCAGCAAAAUAUAAACUAGCCAGUGGUGAUAUAGUGCCAGUAUCUGUAAAUAUGCAUAGUUGCAACACUUUCAUUUUUACAUAUGCAGCAGUAUCGCUAUGUACUGUAGGAUUUUCUUUCUGCAGUUGUAGCUCUCUACUGUGAUCUUCAUCAUAUCUACAAGCAUGGCUUAUCUCUCAAGAUCCUGUACUAUAAACCCCCCCCCCCCCCCCCCCCCCCCCACACACACACUGGCCUCGAGGCUAUCUCAGCUAGUGUUCUACAUUACAGAUAAGUAGAGAGUAUAACAUUGGUUCCCAACCUCUCUAUUACUUUUACUUAACUGGAUGCUAAUUACAUCGUUGACAUAUUUUUAGUUCGCUUUGUUAAUAUUAUGAAAUUAUAGCACGUACUGGAACGGUACUAUAACAGAAAAAUAAAUAUCAUAAAAAAGUGAUUGUGUAACUGUUUGCCUGUCUGAUACAUGCUGGAAUAGACAGGAAGCGAGGAAAUCAUUUCUGUUUUCUAUUUUAAAAAAAAGAGUAUGAAAUUAGAAUUUAUUGUCGGAGUGCAAUAACAAAUUAUUGACAGACAAACAUUUGUGGUCAGCAUGUAUUGUUUCUGUUCUCGUCUGUCUGAAGAAGAAGGGGGUCUGUGAAACUGCGCUGGAGCCAAUCGGCCCAUCUCUGAAUGUUCAAUCAAAGCAGAUUUCCAUUUCCCUUUUCAAUGUCUUCAAAUAAAA